This is a messenger RNA of Aspergillus tanneri, 966 nucleotides long. RefSeq names its product thioesterase family protein. The record is from RefSeq and is a predicted model, not a curated record. The coding region runs from base 1 to 966 and encodes 321 amino acids. Lineage: Eukaryota; Fungi; Ascomycota; Eurotiomycetes; Eurotiales; Aspergillaceae. The transcript has 3 exons.
AUGGCAACUUCUCAGGUCAACACCCUACCAACAUGGGAGGAAGCAAUUGAAGUGACACCACUUCACUCCAACCGCUAUUCCGCUUCUCUUCGGGAUGAAUGGUGUAUUGGAACAGUUCCGCAUGGAGGAUAUACCACCGCCGUCCUCUACCGUUUAGCCACUAUCCAUUUUGCUCAUGAGCAUCCGUCCCUAUACAAUGAGCCGGCAACUCCGAUCUCGAUCCAGCUGACGUUCUUGCGCCGCACGGCUGCCGGAUCCGCCGUGUUGAGCGUGCAAGAUAUGAAGUUGGGGGCGCGCACUAAAGAUGGGGAUGAUGGCUUGGAGGUCAAGGUAGCCGGCUACAUCACCGUCAGCCCGUCCUCCGCCGAAGUAGGCCUCUCCGCAAACACCAGCUGGGAAUUACUCCCCCCGCCACUGCGCGGAACUGGACCAGAUGGUCGCGUGGACCUGUCGACCCUGAAGAAAACCGGCCACGAUGGCGAUUGGAUGCGCCUGGAGGUGCCAUUUCCCAAGUUCCGGCGUGCGGCACAACAGAUCGAACUCUUCGGGCCGGAUCCGAAGCUGGGGAGGCCCAAGGUGGUCGACCAAUGGGCGCGGUUCCGACCCAACGGGGAUCCCGAGGCGCGGUGGACGAACGAGGCCGUGGCGUAUCUGACGGAUAUGUUUCCUAUGGCACUAGAUGGGUUCGACGCAGUAGCAUCGGCGUCGUCCCGGGGGCAUAACGCCUCGUCCACGGCGAAAUACUGGUAUCCAACGGUCACGUUGAACAUCGACCUGAAGAAGCGGUUGCCUCCCCAGGGUGUUGAGUGGCUUUACAGCCGAGUCCAAACCAAAGUGAUACAGGAUGGCCGGACGGAUCUGGAGGUGGUGGUGCUAGACGUACAAGGGGAUGUGGUGGCACUUAGUACCCAAGUUGGAUUGGUUCUGAGUAGCAGUCGCAAUGUGGGACAGCGGUUGAGACUGUGA